CAAUGGGCGCGCUCCUCCGCGAGGUCGGAAGUGGUGAGGCAGCUCCGGGGGCCGUUGUUCAGUGCGGGGGCCGAGUGAGGCGGCUCUGUGAGUCCGUGACUAGCGGGUCCGCUGCAAGUCCUUGCUUUCUUCCUUUAUAGUUUUCAGGAAGAGCUAAAGAUGGCUGAAUUUCUAGAUGACCAGGACACUCAACUGUGUGACAACUGCAAGAAAGAAAUUCCUGUGUUUAAUUUUACCAUCCAUGAGAUCCACUGUCAAAGGAACAUUGGUAUGUGUCCUAUCUGCAAGGAACCGUUUCCCAAAUCUGACAUGGAGAGUCACAUGGAUACAGAACAUUGUCAGGUGACCUGCAAAUGUAAUAAGAAGUUGGAGAAGAGGCAAUUAAAGAAGCAUGAGGAAACUGAGUGUCCUUUACGGCUUGCCCUUUGCCAGCACUGUGAUUUGGAACUUUCUGUUCUCAAACUGAAGGACCAUGAAGAUUACUGUGGUGCCCGGACGGAGUUAUGUGGCAAUUGUGGGCGCAAUGUCCUGGUGAAAGAUCUGAAGACUCAUCCUGAAGUUUGUGGGAGAGACGGAGAGGAAAAAAGAGAUGAGGUUGCCAUGCCUCCUAAUGCAUAUGAUGAGUCUUGGGGUCAAGAUGGAAUCUGGAUUGCAUCCCAGCUCCUCAGACAAAUUGAGGCUCUGGACCCACCUAUGAGGCUACCCCGAAGACCGCUGAGGGCCUUUGACUUGGACCUUUUCCAUAGUAGGACUACCAACCAAAGGAACAUGACAGCCCAUUUUCCAAUUCAGAAUAAUCUAUUGGAAGAACAAGAAAGGCAGGAAAGGAAUAGAACCCGGCAGCCCCCAAAAGAGGGUGGUGAAGAUAGUGCAAACCUGGACUUCAUGUUGGCCCUAAGUCUGCAAAAUGAAGGGCAGGCCCACAGCAUGGCUGAGCAGGACUUCUGGAGGGCUGUAUGUGGUGCAGACCAGUCCCUUGAAGGUCCCAAUGCUCUGAAUGACAUAAAGGGUACGGCUGACCGGACCAUGUUGCCUUGUGAAUUCUGUGAGGAGCUCUACCCAGAGGAACUGCUGAUUGACCAUCAGACAAGCUGUAACCCUUCCUGUGCCUUACCUUCACUCAGUAUGGGCAGCACUCCCCCCAAAGAGGUGGAGAACCCUGAUGUCAUCUUCCAAAAGUUUUUGCAGCAGGCUGCAAGUAACCAGUUAGACUCUUUGAUGGGCCUGAGCAAUUCACCCCCUGUAGAGGAUAGCAUCAUCAUCCCGUGUGAAUUCUGUGGGGUACAGCUGGAGGAGGAGGUGCUGUUCCAUCACCAGGACCAGUGUGACCAACGUCCAGCCACAGCAAACAACCAUGUGACGGAGGGGAUUCCUAGACAGGAUUUCCAGCAUCCAGAGACUUCACCAGAGCUGCCCAAGCGGCGUGUCAGACACCAGGGAGAUCUGUCUUCUGGUUACAUGGAUGAUAUCAAGCAGGAAAUGGCUAAAGGGCCCAGUUACCCUCUUCCCCCCAGCAGACCCAUUAACAAUAUGACAGCUACCUGUAACCGACUGUCAACAUCCACAUCAAGCCCCAGACCUGGGUGCCAGCCCAGUCCUCCUCGCAUACUGAAGCUCAACAACUUAGACAGCCAAGACAGCCGGGGGCGGAAUCGAAACAGCCAUAACUCGGCCAUGGCCACUGGACAUGCUCCAGUGAUUCACCCGGUGCGAAAUCUCUACCCAGAAAACCUCGUACCCUCCUUCCCCCGUGGGCCUUCCGGGAGAUACGGAGCAAGUGGUAGGAGUGAGGGUGGCAGGAACUCGCGGGUCACCUCCACAGCCGCCACCUACCGCAACAGAACUGCAAAGGCAAAAACCCCCAAGCAGCAGGGAGCUGGGGAUGCAGAGGAGGAAGAAGAGGAGGAGUAAUGGCGUCGGCAAAGAACCUGCACGUUGGUUCCAUCUUCUCUGCACAGCAGCACUUGCCGCAGUUCAGGCCCCACCUCUUGGGCUCUAUGGGCAGGGGAGAUUUUACAGAUUUUAACUUUUUCUAGGUUAUGGCCAUUUUGUGUCUUUUGAGAUUGUGCUGUGGGAGUUUGAAGGUUUGGGGGAGGGUUAGCAGGGAGGCUGUUGAGAAAUGUUUCAGCUUUAGCUGCUGCCUGCCUUUUGGCCUCACAGAAAUACAGUGUAUGGCCUCUCAGCCCACCAGGGCUCCGUCUUUUGACAUACUAUUACCACUGCUUCUUGGUGCUGUAUGGUCCUGGUGGAAAGAGGAGAGAAAAGGUUCUGGAAACCUGGUACUCACCAGUGGAGUGAUUCUCUUCCCUGCUGGGGCCUCGAUCUGGGAACUUUUAGGUAACCUCUCCUGUGUACUGGCCCUCCACACUCUAGAAUUUGGGCCUCUGGUAUGUAUGGAGGCACCUGGUAGAGUGUUCAGGCCAGUUGCAAUAUAUGUUAGGAACAAGGCUUUUGGAGAUGAGUUGAGCUAGAGGUGAGCGCACUAGAGGCUUUGUUUUAAUCUGCUUCUUCGGCAUUUGGCAUAACUGCCUUCUGUUUCUGGUGGGGAGCACGGCUCCUUUUUCUUUACUGCCUUCGGCUGGAGAAGGCUGGGGGCUCCCUGUUGCCACCAGGGCCAUGCUGGGCUCUGCUGGGAUCAGGCCUGAGGCCUAAGCUCCGUGGCUUGCUCUGAAAACCAAGUAUCAGAGCCCCCUUCCCCUCUUUUUAUUUUACUACUACCACCACUACUACUACUAUUAUUAACAUCCUUGUAAUAGAAAUAAAGUUUGUACUUGGAGUUCA
This is a messenger RNA of Acinonyx jubatus (cheetah), 2781 nucleotides long. It is a transcript of the gene TRAFD1, whose product is annotated as TRAF-type zinc finger domain containing 1. The record is from RefSeq and is a predicted model, not a curated record. The transcript has 12 exons. Lineage: Eukaryota; Metazoa; Chordata; Mammalia; Carnivora; Felidae. Bases 160 to 1911 code for a protein of 583 amino acids.